Messenger RNA from Acanthosepion pharaonis, 1986 nucleotides. Lineage: Eukaryota; Metazoa; Mollusca; Cephalopoda; Sepiida; Sepiidae. The record is from the annotation of a GenBank genome assembly.
AUGAACACACCAAAUCUGCGAAAUACCACUACUACUACGGCGUCCGCGGGAACCGACGCGCUCGAGGGAACCGACGCGCUCGCGGGAACCGACGCGCUCGCGGUCCCAGCGCUGCGGGUGUCCAAUCAGCGAGCUGGACUAUUUGGAUGUAAGAUGACCCAUCACGUGGCCUGUUGGAACGUGCGCACGCUGAAACUUGAAGAAACUCAAGCACUCACUGCCCACGCUCUCCAGCAGUACAAGGUCGAUGUGGCCUGUCUCUCGGAGUUUAGGCUUGCAGACCAUGGUCACAAGUCUAUCACAGUACCUCUAUCUGACGCUGCCUACCAUCUCUAUUACAGUGGAGCCACGGAUGGAUCCGGGAGCCAUGGUGUAGCACUGACCCUAAGCGAUCAAGCGAAUAACGCUCUCCUUGCCCGUGUCCGUCUGCGAGGAGCCCUGUUCAACAUAUCCAUAAUAGCUGUUUAUGCCCCAACUCUUGAUGCUGAUGAAGUCACCAAGGACGCCUUCUACGACAGCCUCCAGGCUGUUAUGGACGGCAUUUCUUCUAGAGACUUUGUGGUUAUUGCGGGUGAUUUCAUUGCGCGAACUGGUACCGAUGCCAGCAAACCAGAGCCGAGUUCCAGCUCCGGUUAUCAAAUCGCUUUGUCGGUCUUCAAGCACUUCAACCCCAUUGAGUACUCAGCUGAGGACUCCUGGCAGUUAUUCAAAAGCAGCGUAAACGAAGUUGCCUCGCAGACCCUGGAUAAAACCAGACGGCGGGCGAAGGACUGGAUCUCUGGCCGCACUAUUGAGCUCGCAAACCAAACUAAACGAACCCGUUGCUCCGAGAACGACGACUUCCGCCGAUUGCGCCGUGAGACUGCUCGCUCUGCGAAGGCUGAUCUCAAUACUUACUGGCGAAACGUCGCUGAAGUCAUGGAGCAAGCGGCAUCAGUAGGUGAUUCCCGAAAACUAUACCAGACUCUUAAAACAGCAACUAAGGGAAACAGCAGGCUAAGCGAAGUGCUGCUGGACACGAAUGGAACGCCUAUAUCCCAGAUGGCAGACCGCACAAUCCGUUGGAAGCAGCAUUUCGAAACCUUGCUGAACCAUGACCCUCCCUCUCAACGUUCCCCUAGCACCCUAACAAAUGCCCCCGAGUAUGAUGCCAACUGCGAUUCUCCAACGGAAGAAGAGAUACGUGAUGUCAUCAAAAGACUAAAGAAUUUACAAAGCUGCUGCGAUGCAAUUCUCCUUUCCUUUUACAAAAAAGGCGACCAUCGCGAUUGUCGCAACUAUAGAGGCAUCAGUUUGAUCGAUGUCGCCUCAAAAAUUUUCUCAAUUAUUGUACUGCAUCGUUUCCAGAAUAUCCGGGACCGCCGAACCCGUCCUAACCAAGCAGGCUUCCGGAGAGGCAGAGGAUGCAUGGAUCAAAUUUUUUCCCUCAGGCGAAUUCUCGAACAGCGAUGGACUUAUCAGCAAUCUACCGUCGUUUGCUUCAUUGAUUUCACCGCAGCAUUCGACUCGGUGGAUCGCAGAAUCCUCUGGGAUAUCAUGCGUCAUGAUGGCUUCCCGUCCAAGCUUCUCAACCUCAUCAAGGCCUACUACGCUCACACUCGAACUAGAGUGAGGUGCUACGGGGGAGAAUCCGAUUCAUUCGUCGUCCGAACGGGCGUCCGCCAAGGAUGUGUGCCCUCCCCUAUCCUGUUCAACUACAUUAUUGACUGGAUCCUGGAGAAUAGUAUGGUUGGCCUCGCGGGUGUCAGAGUUGGCCACGACUGCUCCAUCACCGAUCUCGAUUAUGCCGACGACGUUGGAAUCCUUAGCGAGUCCUACGCGGAGGUCCAGCAUGCACUUGACGUGGUCAGUCGCAUGGCCAAAAUGGUGGGGAUGAAAAUUAACGCUUCCAAGACGAAAAUUCUCUCUGCGAACUACCCCCUACCUGAUCGAGUGGCUGUAACCCUCGAUGGUGAAGCUACGGAAGAGGUCGAAAGCUUCAAAUAA